CUCACAUUUGUAACGUGUCUUUUUAGUUGUUUAAGUUUACCAAAAUAUUGAUAAAAGAAAAUUAUUAUUGAUUGCUAUUGGUAAAAACUUUUAUUUGCCAUAAAAGAAAUAAUGGCUCGACGUGGUAAAAUAAAAUACAAAGAUGUUGUUAAGAAACCCAAUAUACAACAUAAAAAAAUUAAAAACAAAAAAAAUAUUAAACCCAGAAAAUCUUAUAGUUUAUAUGGAACUAAGAAUAAAAGAAAGUUUGUGGAUAAUAAACAUAUAGAUGAACCUUCUCAAAAGCAACGAAAAGUUGAACAAAAUCAGCAAGACGUUGAAGAAGAUUUAUCCACAUCUGAAGAAGAGCCUGCUGAUUUAGACAAUCUGUUAAGUACAUUUUGUAAUAAAUUACCAGGAAAAAAUUCUUUGGCAAUUGAUAGUAGUGAGAGUGAAGAUGAAGAAUCUGAAGAAGAAAUGAAUCAAAGCCUGGAAGCUAAAGAACUUGAUCAACAAUUAGAAAAUAUUGAAGGUAAUGAAGAAAUAGAAGAUAGUGAUGAGGAUGAGUUGUCAAGUUGUGAAGAUGAUGAAGCAGCCAAUAUUGAAGAAACUGAUGAUACAGUUGAAAUAAAGGAUAGAAAUAUAAGUGAAGGUGAUGAGAAUAAUGGAGAAACAUUGGACAGUGAUGAUGAAGAAAGUAUUUGCUCCUUAGACAUUAACAAAGAAGAUGAGCUUGUAAAUGAUGAGGAAGAUCAUUUUAAUCAGCAUGUUUUGUAUGAACUACAUGAUACUAUGUUAGAUUCUCUUCAAAGUAGUCCUGUUACAAACAACACACUCCAGAAAUUGUGGCCAGUUUUAGGUAAAUUAUCAAUUCAAAUUCCCAAGUGUGACAUAUCUGGGGAUGAGGAAAAUAAAUUUACUAUAUCUGAAAAAAAGAUAUAUGCACCCCAAGGUACUGUACCAACAAGAUUAACACAUUAUAAUAUAGAAAAAUUAUAUAUCAAGCCUCAGAUUGUUACGAAUCUUCCAAAAGUUAAUAAAAAUGUAACAAAUUCAGAAAAUUUUACUCCAUUACAAGAAGAAAUAUUUUCCAUUAUUAAUAACUAUCAAGAUUUUUAUUAUCCUGGCAGAACAUUCAACAAUUCAGAAGAAAUAAGAUUUAUAUACUGUGUUCAUGCUGUAAACCAUAUUUUAAAAACAAGACUUAAAAUCAUUCAUCAUAAUGCUAGAUUAACAAAAAAAGAUGAUGUACCAGAAGAAUUUAGGGACCAAGGCUUAGUUCGCCCAAAGGUUCUAUUCAUCUUACCGUUUAAAGAUUCUGCCUACAAAACUAUCCAACUGAUAAUAGAUUUAAUACUUCCAGAAAAUAAAGGGAAUGUUAUGAAUAAGAAUAGAUUUAUAGAAGAUUAUACUGGAAAUGAAUUAUAUUUACCAAAGAAAAAUCCAAAACCUGAAGAUUAUGAGCAACUUUUUCAAGGCAAUACCAGUGAUGAUUUUAAAAUUGGUAUUACAGUUACAAAAAAGAGUCUAAAGCUGUAUGCUGAUUUCUAUUCAUCUGACAUUAUAAUAGCUUCACCCCUGGGGUUAAGAACAAUCAUCGGAGCGGAAGGAGAAGCUGAACGCGAUUAUGAUUUUCUAGCUUCAAUUGAAUUGCUGAUAAUGGACCAGGCAGAUAUAUUUCUCAUGCAGAAUUGGGACCAUGUUAUGCACGUUUUAUGUCACUUACAUAUGCAACCUAAGGAUUCACACGGAACUGAUUUUUCUAGAGUUAGAACCUGGAGUUUGAAUGGCUGGGCGAAAUAUUAUAGACAGACUCUUAUAUUUUCCUCAAAUAAUUUACCAGAAAUUAACGCAGUCUUUAACAAAAAAUGUCAUAAUUUUGCUGGAAAAGUUAAAGUAUUUAAUCCUAUCGAAUUUGGUUGUAUAAGCCAAGUGGUUGUACAGAUUCCACAUGUAUUCCAUAGGUUCGAUUGUAAAAAUGCAGCAGAUGCUAUCGAUGCGAGGUUUGAAUUUUUUGUAAAUAAAAUUUUACCCCAACAAAAGGAAACUUUGAUGAAGCAUACGUUAAUAUUUAUUCCAAGUUAUUUUGAUUUUGUUAGAGUGAGAAAUUAUUUUAAGAAAGAAGAUAUUGGAUUCGUACAAAUUUGUGAAUAUUCUAAGGAAGGAAAAGUGGCUAGAGCGAGAGAUAUGUUCUUCCACGGCGAUGCACAUUUUCUUUUAUACACGGAGAGAUUCCACUUUUUCCAUCGGAGAAGAAUUAAAGGAAUAAGGCAUAUAGUCUUUUAUCAACCACCAACUUUCCCAAAUUUUUAUUACGAAAUGUGCAAUUUAUUGCAAGAAAAUAAUCUAAACAAGAAGUCUGGCGGAGUAUCAAACAUGACAGUUUCUGUUAUGUAUUCUAAGUAUGAUAUAUACCAGCUUUCGGCUAUUGUGGGAACAGAAAAAAGCGCAAAAAUGAUACAAUCGGAUAGAAAGGUUCAUAUGAUGGUAACAGGAAGUGAUUAAAACUGAAAAUACGGUAUUCGCCAAAAAUAAAUACUAUCGAAGCUUGAUAGUACGCAAUACCAAUUUAUUUGGGGGGUUUAACUGUCGUGGAAAUGUUUUUUACAACUGUCGAGAAAGUGUUUAUAGUAGAAUAUUAUUUCCGCCUAUACGAAAACACACUGGUAGUGUGUUGUGUUAGCUCAAGGGCUCUUUCGUUUAUCUAAAAACAGUUCUUGCCAACAAUAAUCAAGGAGGCGUUCUCCAUCAGAUCUUACAGUCUCCAAAACGAAGCCUUCGACGUACUGCUUGUAAACUAAAUAUCAGUGAAAUAUCUACACGUCGACUGUUCAAAUCUCUUGGUGGUUAUCCUUACCGCUUUCAAAUUGGAUAAACACUAAAAGUUGCAAACAAACGUGCAAGAUAAGUUUACUGUGGCCGAGUGUUGAGUCUAGUGUACGAAAAUAUCAAUUUCUUGAAGUAUGUAUGUAAGAAAGUCACAUUCACUUCAACGGUUAUAUUAGUAAGUAAACAACUCCAUUUCUUGGAUUUGAACGCCUAGAUGUUAUUGUAGAGAAACCAUUUUACAGUGAACGAGUAACAGUAACAUUUUGAAAAUUGUUCUGACAACACCUAACGUAUAGAUGUGAUGUAUUUGGCCAUGCUGAAAGAAUCAAAGUCAGAAGUUCGGUAAGCAGAUAUUAGAGAACUGCGACAAAAGAUAAUAACCUGUUUUCAACAACUGCCUUAACAACUCUUUAUAAAUAGGUUGGAUAAUCUACAAAACAGUUAUGAAGCUUGUUUCAACCGCAAUGUUGCGCAUUUUGCAAAUACAAUGUUGACUUUCAGUACUAUUUUUUUGGCGAAUACUGUAAAUUGAAUUACAAAUUCAAAAAUCAACUGUAAUACCGACUUCUUUUAUCGAUAAGAAAGGUACGCAUGUAGUGGUGGGCCAACCUGCGAUUUUUGUGUAGCUGUAACAAAAUGUGACUGCUACAGUAUUGUCACGGUGACAAAAAGCAGUGAUUUUUUGGAGCAGUUUAAUAUUAACUGCUACCCUGCUACUAUUGCAACAUAUACACACAUGGUUAAACCGUGUCGCGACGAAACAUUCUGGGUGGGAGUAGAGUUAAGUUAAAGACCUUAAAUAAUUGGGUUGAAGUUAUUAUUCCAAACAUCCAUAAUUUACCUGGUUGCCACGUUUUAUAUAUUUUAAAGUCCUACAGAUAAUUUUAAAAAAUAAAUUUAAAUAUAUAUAUAUAUAUAUAUAUAUAUAUAUAUAUAUAUAUAUUAUUCAGGAUAUUGUAAACAUGAUGACGGCCAACGUCUGAAUACGGACACGGCACCCAAAGAAGAAGAAGAAGAUAUAAAUAAAUAUAGUUAACUUAAAAAACAGUGGAGAUAUACUAAACGCUAAAGAAAGAAUAAAGAUAUCUACAAAAAAAAAAUCUAAAUCUAGGUUAACGC
This is a messenger RNA of Diabrotica balteata, 3927 nucleotides long. NCBI's taxonomy places the organism in Eukaryota, Metazoa, Arthropoda, Insecta, Coleoptera, Chrysomelidae. The record is from the annotation of a GenBank genome assembly.